AUGCGCGCCUUCAUCGUCCUUUGCCUCGUGGCGGUCGCCUGCGCCGACAAGCUCGGCUAUAACUACAAGCCCGUGGGCCACUCCAACUCCGGCCUGUCCUUCGCUCCUGGCAGCGGCAGCAGCGGCUCCUUGAGCCUGGGAGGCGGCGGCGGUUCCCUUGGUCUGGGAGGCGGCAGCGGAUCCUUGGGCCUGGGUGGCGGCAGCAACUUCGGCAGCCUGGACAGCGGUCUGGGUGGCGGCCUCGGCGGUGGCUCCAUCGAUUUCGGAUCCUCUGGACUCGGAUCUGCUGGUCUUGGCUCUUCUGGUCUAGGCUCUGCUGGUCUUGGCUCUGCUGGACUCAGCGCCCCCGUCUCCUACCAGGCCCCUGCUGCCACUGGUGAGCUCGAGAAGGAGUUCUUCACCUUCACCGCCAACGAGGAGGACUUCGACCAACCCCAGGAACUCGAGCGUGUUGCCAGCUCCGUGAACAAGGGUCUGCGCGUUGUCUUCAUCAAGGGACCGGAGAACCGUGGCCUGGAGAACGCUGCCCUGGCUCUGGCCAAGCAGGCUGCCCAGCAAGAGACCGCCAUCUAUGUCCUGAACAAGCAGACCGACAUCGGAGAUCUGGCCAGCAAGCUGAACGCCAUCCGUAGCAACACCAACAACAAGCCCGAGGUGCACUUCGUCAAGUACCGCACUCCCGAGGAUGCUGCCAACGCCCAGCGUGCCAUCCAGUCGCAGUACGACCAGCUGGGAGGAUCCUCUCAGGCUCAUGAUGGUGGUGUUGCCAACGCCCUGAACUUCGCCUCCGCCGGACCAGUGCGUCAGGCCCAGGCCCAGAUCCCCGAGAACUCGUACCUGCCCUCGUCGGUGCUGCGUCGUCUGCGCUUCCGUCGUCGCUAAGC
Drosophila serrata is the source of this 884-nucleotide messenger RNA. It is a transcript of the gene TwdlN, whose product is annotated as TweedleN. Gene Ontology annotation, cellular component: chitin-based extracellular matrix. Gene Ontology annotation, biological process: chitin-based cuticle development. Gene Ontology annotation, molecular function: structural constituent of chitin-based larval cuticle. The record is from RefSeq and is a predicted model, not a curated record. Lineage: Eukaryota; Metazoa; Arthropoda; Insecta; Diptera; Drosophilidae.